Chrysemys picta bellii (western painted turtle) is the source of this 2459-nucleotide messenger RNA. It is a transcript of the gene IDI1, whose product is annotated as isopentenyl-diphosphate delta isomerase 1. Gene Ontology annotation, molecular function: isopentenyl-diphosphate delta-isomerase activity. NCBI's taxonomy places the organism in Eukaryota, Metazoa, Chordata, Testudines, Emydidae. Gene Ontology annotation, cellular component: cytoplasm. Gene Ontology annotation, biological process: isoprenoid biosynthetic process; isopentenyl diphosphate biosynthetic process. The record is from RefSeq and is a predicted model, not a curated record.
UGGAGCACAGCCCAGCCCGGAAGCCGAGGCGCGGUGGCGCGAUCGGGCGAUGCGGUGACGUGCGGGUUUCGCGGCGCUGGUAUUGGCGGGGUGACGGGCGAUGUGGCGCGCGCUGUGCGCGAUUCGGGGGACUACGGUUGGCAGGUUGGUCCUGCGCGCUCCCACCUCGCUACUGCCCGUCGGUGGAAAGAGAAGUACCACAGCUAUGCCUGAAGUAAACACAGAUAAUCUUGAUGAGCAGCAGGUGCAGCUUUUGGCAGAGAUGUGUAUCCUUAUUGAUGAAAAUGACAAGAAGAUUGGUGCAGAUACCAAGAAAAACUGCCAUCUGAAUGAAAACAUUGAUAAAGGAUUAUUGCACCGAGCUUUCAGUGUUUUUUUAUUCAAUACAGAAGAUAAGUUGCUAUUGCAGCAGAGAUCAGAUGCUAAAAUUACUUUUCCAGAUUGUUUUACCAACACUUGUUGCAGCCAUCCACUGAGCACCCCACUAGAACUGCAAGAAAAUAAUGCCCAGGGUGUUCGGCAAGCAGCACAGAGGCGAUUAAGAGCAGAGUUAGGCAUUCCCCUGGAACAGGUAACUCCAGAAGAAAUCUUCUACCUAACGCGAAUUCACUACAAGGCCCGCUCUGAUGGGAUCUGGGGAGAACAUGAAAUUGAUUACAUCUUGUUUGUGCAGAAGAAUGUAACACUGAAUCCUGAUCCAAAUGAGAUCAAAAGCUACUGUUAUGUGACACAGGAAGAACUAAAACAACUCUUGGAAAAAGCAUCAAAAAAUGAAAUCAAGAUUACUCCUUGGUUCAAAUUAAUUGCAGAGACUUUUCUUUUUAAAUGGUGGGAUAACCUGCAUAAUUUAAAUAGAUUUGUGGAUCAUGAAAAAAUACACAGAAUGUAAAAAGCUCUAAGUGAAUGUAGUGGUGAGGGGUAACAGUAGGAUGCUGUCUUAAAAGCAGUAAGGUAACUUUUAAUCCUUAAGGUUUUGAAUACUGACAAAAAUGGUACAUCAGCAGUACCUGUUGUAGGAAUUUCUGUACCUAUGCAUAGUGAUGGUGUGGCAGUUGGGGUUGGGGUUUUCUUGGGUUGGAGGUGGGGGUUGGGUUUUUUUUUUUUAGUUAAUUUACAGCUGCUGAAUGGUGCUGGCCUGACAGCAUAGGAAACUUAAGUCAUCUUUUCAGAGCAGGCAAACUGCGGUGUUACCCAAGUGCUGAAAAAAGGUUCAAGUGUAAAGCCAACCUUGAUGAUAAGUAAACAACAGAUAUAGUAUGAACUUGUUUGGGGCUUAAUGAAUACUAAGAAAGCCCAUGUAGAAAAGAAAUUGUAAACUUUUAUUUUGAGGGGCACUGAAAUACAUUUAAUGAGGUUUAUUAGCAGACAUGAGUUUUGUACAAGGAGAUAGACACAAAUAGGCACAGCAAAGUAAGCUUCCCUGCAUUGCCUUCCAGUGUGGUGCCUAUAACCUGACCGGGAGUGAUUCUCUGCAAUGAAUGGAGGAUAAUCUAGUCUCUAACUCCAUUUAGUUGUCUCCAUUGUGACUGUAAAUAAGUGCCACUUCUGAUGUAAACACCCAUCCACUGGCAAUUAAUCUGAGACUUCUCCUUCCCAAGGCUUUCGGGAGGUAGGUUAAUUAAAGGAAUUUUAUCAACUUGUAUUUAUACUAGUUCAAGGACACAGUAUAACUAGCAUUUCUUCAUCUUUCGAGGGGGUGAAACUGAUUUACUAGGUAUAUGCCAUCAAAUGCACAAAGUAAACAGAUCACAAAUUUCACAACUGUGCCAGUCUCAGUAAUAUUUAGAAGUUGUAAUGAAAAUUUAAAGUAUGUGUUCCUUUGAAAAUGUAAGUUACAUAAACUUAUAGCUAACUUGUAUGAAAAUCACCUGGAGUGACUGGUUCCUGUGCUCUUUUGUAUAAGUUUGAAGUAGACUACUAAUAGCAGUGAAGACUUCCACUAAGUUUAAUAACUUAACAUUUUAUUGGUAUUAUAAAGCAAAAAAUGGAAUUUCAACUUAAAUGUUUUCAUACAAGGCAACUACAACUAAAAUGGAAAUGUUUGUUCUUGCCUAAAAAAAGUGAAUGACAAGGCUGUUAACUGCAGUCCUUAAAAGGACAUUUAGGAGCACAGAAAGAAGUGAAAUGUAACCAUUGUUAGAAUGCAAAUAAAAGAACUUUAGUAAUUCACUAAGUUCUUUGAACUUAAAUGCACUUAAAAUUACUAUUGGUGAUGUGAUGGGAGUCUUGUACAGUGGAAGAAAGUAAAAAUAUGUUGAGGGUUCUCCAUUAGAAUCAGAGCACAAGGAAAGCGCUAUUACCCUUUUCUUGAAAGGUUUAGUUAAAGGUAACACCUUGUGACCACGUGACAUAUUUUCCCUUAUCGUUAAUGGAGCACCCUGGAAGUGUUGUAGAAGAUUAAGUAGCUUCAUUUCUGAAAUUCUUCUGAUGACAAAAAUAAACAUUGUCCUUUACAUGAA